AUGAUUAUUGCCAACUUCUACUCCAUAUUAUUAUUUUCAUGCUUGAGGACCCUUGUGUUUGGGUUGCAAAUUGAUGGCGAACAGAUUCAACGAGGAGGUGUUGUAGAUGAGAAUCAAGUUGAGAUUACUAGCGGCUUUUGGUCUCUUGUUGACAUCAGCAACUUAAGAGUUGUUCUUCUUAUCAAUGAAGCUGACUUCUAUUUCCACGUUACAUUUAACCCUUUUCAAGUUACUUUCCACAUCGCCGAAAUUGAAAAUACUGGAAAUUUACACGUAAAUACUUACAGAGCAAGUAAUGGAAAUGGAUAUUAUUUUGGAAGAAUUGACAAUGAUGGCAUCUUUAGUGUUUGGGCCGCAAGCUUUGACUAUGUCAGUAUUGAUACUCUUAUCAAUACAGGGAGUGUUGGUUAUCAGGCUCCAGGUUCGGUUUAUAGCUGGGGAGAAGUCCAAAUAUGGAAUGAGAUGACCAAUGAUGGUUCUAUUUGUCUCAUUCAGGCAAAAUUUGGUAUCAAUCCAGCUGACAAUGGAAAUGGGUGCAUUGGACUCCAGCGUUCAUUUCUUGUACCUCAAAAUCACCUAGGCUCCACUGUUUGCUUUUCAGGUACUAAUUCGAUACUUGCAUUAGUGACUCCUGACAUGGAACCAAUCGUAGUGGCCGAAUUUGGUUCCCGUAAUAAUUAUAUAGAAGUUCGAUCUUCAGAUCCCGAUAAUGCUACUUUAGAAUACUCCAAUAACCAAUAUCUAAUAAUACAUGCCGAACCUGAAGUUGACUUUACCUUUGAUAUUGGUACCGGAUUCGAAGAACAAUAUUUCCUGAUUUCGAAAAGUGGUGACAAUAAUGUCCGUAUUUAUUAUUCAGUUGAAGUUAGCGGCAAUGAUUGCCCCUGCGAAUGUAUAGUACCUUUUAUCGAAGCUCCAGGAGCAGAAGCUACUGUCAUAACUACAACAAAUGACCUGGGAGCUACAGAGGAAAUUACAAUAACUACUACUAAUGGGCAUUGGACAACUAUAACUGUUACUAUUACUCCAAGCCUAAGCCCAAGCCCAAGCCCAAGUCCAACACCAAGUCCAACACCUACAACAACACCAACAACUACAACUACACCAACAACAACACCCACAACACCAACAACAACAACACCUACAACAACACCAACAACUCCAACAACACCUACAACAACAACAACAACCACAACACCAACAACUACACCAACAACAACACCAACAACACCUAUAACAACACCAACAACAACAACCACAACACCAACAACUACACCAACAACACCAACAACACCAACAACAACAACAACAACAACAACAACAACAACACCAACAACUCCAACAACAACACCAACAACACCUACAACAACACCUACAACAACACCAACAACAACACCAACAACACCAACAACACCUACAACAACACCAACAACUACACCAACAACAACACCAACAACACCUACAACAACACCUACAACAACACCAACAACUACACCAACAACACCUACAACACCUACAACAACACCAACAACUACAACUACAACUACACCAACAACAACAACCACAACACCAACAACUACACCAACAACUACACCAACAACAACACCUACAACUACAACUACACCAACAACAACACCAACAACACCUACAACUACAACUACAACUACACCAACAACAACAACCACAACACCUACAACAACACCUACAACAACACCUACAACAACAACACCUACAACACCUACAACACCUACAACAACACCAACAACUACAACUACACCAACAACAACAACCACAACACCAACAACUCCAACCCCAACUCCAAGUCCGGAAACCACUACAACCGAUAGCACUGUUCCAACAACAAUCACAGAAACAACAGAGAGCGUGAUCACUACUGUGACAACUGAAACUUCAUUGACUACAAUCACAACUGUAACAAUUGAUCCAACCGAAACCACCAUCACGUCAAUCAUUACUGUUACAACCGGUACUCUUACAUUCACCACUGAGACGGUGACUUUGAUUUCUACUAUUGUAACUGAAACUAUCACUUUAACUACAGAUGUAUCCGUAACAACUGGCAUUAUAAUCACCACCCAAACUAUUAGUAUUAUUCCAACGGUGGAAACGAUUCCAAUCACAGUAACGACUCAACCUACUACAGCUCCUGCACUUACAACAGCUGCUACACCUGCUCCACUACCACCACUCACGCAACCAACACCAAGUGGAUUAGCGACAAUUACUACUGUUAUAGAUGGAAAAUUGACAACGAUUACUUUGCCCCAAACUGCCAUGGUCAGGACGGUGACGACUUCUUUCUUGGGAACAUUAACUACAAUGACAUUACCUGUUGUAUAUGAGGAUGAUAUUUUGCUUACUAGCGUAACCCUUACUAUCGAUGGAACUAUUACUACCUUGACUCAAGUUAUACAUAGAGGAACUCUGACUGAAACAUUGAACGGAAUCGCUUCAGAAAUAACUCAUACGAUUAAUGGACAAGUAACUACCAUAACCUUAUUAAGACCCUCUGACGCUACUCCCGAGGUUAAUGAACCACAACCGAUAACAACAGUGGCUACAACCACUAUUGAUGGCAUUGCCACCGUAAUUACUGGGCUUAUAGUCGCACCUCCUGGAGAUCAACUUACGAUUACUUAUGUUACGCUUGAUCCAAAUGGUAGUGAAGUUACUAGAUAUAGUACUGUUUCUGCACCAGAUGCAAGUUUGCUUUUGCUUACUGGUUUUCUAACGUUUACUCAAACCGAUCCCGUUUUCCCGGUGGUAAGUGGUAUUAUUCCACCCGAAGAAUUCACAAUUACUCUUCCAGGAGCCACAAUGGUUGGUACUCCUGCAGAAGUUAGUCCUAUUGUACCUCCAGCCGAAGGAGCUGCUGGAGAUAAUAUCUAUAAUGUUUCAGUAUUGAAAACUGUCUUUGCGGUGAUUGUCUUGUUGUUGACAGUUUAA
Messenger RNA from Hemisphaericaspora subhashii, 2967 nucleotides. RefSeq lists its product as uncharacterized. The transcript has a single exon. NCBI's taxonomy places the organism in Eukaryota, Fungi, Ascomycota, Pichiomycetes, Serinales, Debaryomycetaceae. The coding region runs from base 1 to 2967 and encodes 988 amino acids. The record is from RefSeq and is a predicted model, not a curated record.